GCGCAGAAGAGACGGCCAACAUAAAGAUUCAGGAGAGAUAGUCUCACAGGUUGUGAUGAUGUCCGAAGAGGUCAAUAUCCAAGACUGUGAGGAGGCCUCCGAGGCAGAAGAGGGCGACAUUGAGCCUUACCUGGAUGGCGAAAGCGGCACCCAGUUCCUGGAGAGGCUGCAGGAACUGGAGGCUGAGAAUUCAGCUCUGGCUCUGGCCAAUGAGAGCCAGAGAGAGGCUUAUGAGAGGUGUCUGGAUGAGGUGGCGAACCAUGUGGUGCAGGCUCUCCUGAACCAGAAGGACUUGCGAGAGGAGUGCAUUAAGCUGAAGAUGCGAGUGUUUGAGCUGGAGAGGCAGAACCAGACCCUCAGUGAGCUCCUCCACCAGAAACUGCACAGUCACCUGGGCCCCUGCCAACAGGGAGGACCAACUGUGCAACACCGCGCCAAGACUCCGCCCACCGUCUCCGCCAAUCCAGCGGGGUCAGCGUGCCAAACAUCCACAAAGAGCGAUGGGGAGCACACAAGGAAUGGCACAUCAGGAGCCCGUGGCCCCGCGCUGUCCCUGGAUGCCCUGUCCCCGUUCCUGCAGAAGAAAGCACACAUCCUGGAGGUACUGCGCAAGCUGGAGGAGACCGACCCCCUCAAGUUCCAUCCUUCGGCCGGCCUCUCCUCCUACAGCGACUUCAGUCAGGCCCUGUUCUCCGCCGAUACGACCUUCGCCACCGCCAGCUGCCCCCCGCAGCUGAAGGUGUGCUGCCCGCUUUGCCUCCACUCCUGCUCGGACUCCGCCUCACGUGACGGCAAGGGGGAGGGUCUGGGGGCGGGUCCGGGGGAGGGUCGGCCACAGCAGCAGAGCUGCCGGUCCUGCCAGCUUCUGGCCCACAGGAGCCUGCAAGAGCUCCUGGCGCGCACUACAGCGCACUCUACUGGGGUGGAGGUCCUUGACGGGUUGGUAAAGCCGGAGACCAAGGUGGCACCUGUGCCAAACUCAGUAGCUGUGAACCAGCCCUGCGCGCACAGGCACAGCCUGUCGGCCAGCACAUGUGCCCCCCCAACAGAGAACGGACACAAGGAGCACUGCAGCCUCCCAAAGCCAGGGGGCGCCGUCCCUCAUCUUGCUGAUCAGAAUGGUUGUACCCACGGAGAGCCAGAGGCAAAGCUCUCCUUACUAGGAGAGGUCCAGAGUGUGACCCCACCACUCAAGGAGAGGCAUGGUGACGGGCCCCCCAUAUGUAAACCCUCGCAUGGGGACCCCGAUUCUGUCACCGUCCCCUUGGGGAAGGACGAGAAGCACGCCAGGGCCGUGGCCUUCCAGAGCCUGGCCGUGGGGCCGGAGGAGUGCUUCUUCAGUGUGGCCGCGGAGGUGGCCAAGGUGAAAAACAGCCUGUAUGCCGCCACCUCCAGCCUGCCGGUUCCUGGGUGCGCCCGGGUGGCCUACUGCAAGCGGGAGGCAGAGGGCCUGUCCUUCUCCUCCAGCGAGAACUUCAUGUCCAAAAAGGCGGGAGUCGAGCCUAACGCCCCGCACGAGAAGGGCGGGACCGCAAAGCAGCCGCCGCCCCCUGCCGGCAAAUACAAGCUGGCUCUCCUCCCCACCUCCACCUCCCCCUCCUGCCUGAAUGAAUCCAAGCCCUCCCCCAUCUCCUCCCCAUCCCGGCUGCUCAAGUUCCUGAAGAUACCGUCCAUCGGGGACCGGGCGCAAGCUGCCAACCCACUCCGACUCAGCCCCCAGCUGACCCGCAGCUCCAAGAUCCCCUGCAGGAGCAACAACUACGAGGUGUACCUCUCCCCCGCCACCACCAGUAAGGCGGCCUCCACCGCCGAGAGGGCCCGGCAGCCACCCCCGUCCUCCUCCCCCAAAACUGACCUCUAUCCAGCCACUCAUUCCGCGCCCACCUCCCUGCCCAAGGCUGAGGAUGCCAGCGCAGCGCCCACCAAUGAUGGUGGCUACGGCAUUCACUUGGCACCCAAGGCCAGCCAAACCUUGGUGGCGUCACCUGCUUCUCAGACCCAGCCAGCCUGGGGCACCCAGAAGGUUCCGCACUACGAGAACCUUUCUGAGCUGGCUGUCCCCUGCACGACACCUCACUUCCUGUCUGGUCCCGAAUACAAGGAUCCCCUUCAGGAGAAGAGGCUGAGCCCGCCGGGAGAGGAGGGGCCUCGCGGCUUGGCCACACCCACAGAGGCUCCUCCCUGUGACUCCAAACCAGCGGAUCGUGGUGACGGCGAGGAAGGCGCGGCCUGUUACCAGCUCCAUAGCCACCACAGCCUGCCUGUCUCCUCUGCUGUCCACCAAUCCCAGAGCAGCUGCAGUCGAUUCCACACGUCCAGCUCCCAGUCUGUCGCCAAGGGAACCGAGCCGCACCCCGCUCUCGAAAACCCGCCAACGGAGAAGCUCCUGGGCGAGUCCGGCCACCAGCCGUUCCAGGAGCGCCUGGCGGCUCUCGGCAAGCUGAAGAGCGCAGAGGACCUGCGGGUCGACGGGGUGCAUUCUGGGAGCCAGGAGGGCGGGGAGCUGGAGAAGGAGAGCAGGGCCACCGGCAACGAGGAGAGGAGCCAAACCGCAGAGAGGAACAGCGAGCACGACGCAGAGGAAGAAGGGUGUGCCGAGUUCACGGAUUCCCCUGAUGACAGGCCUUGCCCACAGAGUAGCCUCGGGGAGGACCCCGCGAAGCUUCCCGCACCCGGCCUGCCUUACGGACCGGGACCCGGCCUGCCCGCUGUGUCCGCUGGCAGCACGGAGCAGGAGGCCCCCUCUCCCAGGACGUGCGCGACGAUGACGGCCGAGAGCCCGAAGGUCAAGGCGGGGCCGCAGCCGCCGAACCCAGACCCCCCGCAGGUCUUGCGCAACUACGCGAGAGGCGCGGCCACCCAGAACCGCGCCCUCAGCGACAGGGCCGCGUCCGGGCCCCACAGCAGCCCUUCCAAGGCCCAGUGCAAACCGGGCCAGUCCUCUUCCCAGCCCAGAGCUGCGAAACCCUUCCAGGACGAGUGCUCCGCUCCCCCCGUCAGUACUCCCGCCCCCCACCAGAAGCUUCUCUGUAGACCGGAAGACAGGGCCAAGCUUACCGCCAACAGGAAGAAGGGCUUAGCCUAUCUGGAGGGCCCACCGCCGGUCCCGCCGAGGCCAGUGGACGUGGCGGUGGAGCGGAGAGCCCCGCCCGCGGGCCCCCAGUCGGCCAUCGAGCAGAAGGUGAUGAAGGGCAUUGAGGAGAACAUGCUGAGACUGCAGGUGCAGGACCGGGGUCAGCCGGGCGAGACCAAACAGCGGGCCUCCAAUGGCAUCGCCAGCUGGUUCGGCCUCCGCAAAAGCAAGCUGCCCGCGCUCAGCCGCAAGUCGGACGCCGCCAGGCCCAAGGAGGACCGGAGGGAGUGGAGGCUGGUGUCCUCCUCUUCCUCCUCUUCCAGCUCCUCCUUCGGCUCCUUCUCCAAGACCGCGGGCAAGCAGAAGGUGGAAACCGAGGGCCUGAACAUCUCCAAGCUGAUGGAGAAGGCGGAGGACCUGCGCAAGGCCCUGGAGGAGGAGCAGGCCUUUGUCAACGGCGUGGCCCUGGACCGGCCCUCCAGGGGCCACAGCUGCGAGGUGGUGAUGGACCCGGCCCAGGGCCAGCUGUCCGUCAUGUACAGGGGCGUGGCCUCAGAAAACUUCAUGCAGCAGCUGCUGAACAGGGUGGAUGUGAAGGAUGGUGGCGGCGACAUGCUGCCAACACAUCGACGGCUCUCCUUCGACUCCAAGAAGCUGCGGCCCGUCUUUGGGCAGCAGAGGAACGGCAUCGUUGUCCCUGCCAGGAGCAGAGAGGAGGUGGGUGGGGGUGCAGAGCUGGCGAGCAAUGAUGAUGUCACAGCAGACAAGGGCCUGGUGGACUCCAUGAACCGUCAGCGCUUGGCAGGCUGUGGGGCCUCUACACACACCCUGGACAGCGGCAUUGGGACCUUUCCCCUACCUGAUUACACAGGCUGCGCAGCAGUGAAAAGCAUCCCCAUGGCAAGGCCCAGAGGGGAGCACGACUCCCCUGGGAAACAGGGGCCUACGAUGAAGGUUCCACACAAGGCUCGGACCCUGGACAGGGAGCUGACCUCCCUGGAGGAGGUCUGCCCAAAGCAGGGGAACCCAAACUCCACCUCCGACUAUGGCUCUGCCCCGGAGGGCAAGGGUUCAAACUUACACCUGCCUACCACCAUCCACGAAGAUGAAGAUCCUUCAAAGCCCUCUAAGAACUGGACUUUCCCCCACCUGAAGGCGUCCGCGGUUCCCACGGAGAUGUACCUGGGGGUCAACGAGGAGGUCAGGACAGGAGGCCCCAGCAGUCCCUUCAGAAGGCUGUUUGUGACAAGCUGUGACAGGAACCUCCUCUGAAGUGUGAAGCCCUACUGCAGCAGUGCGGCGGCUCACUGACAUGUGCCUCCCCAGGGCGUGGCCAGCCCCCCCCCCCCCUUACCCCCUCCCUUCCUCCCCCAGCUCUGUCCUGUCCCUCUCUGUCCUAAGAGCCUGAACCCUCCUGGCUCUUGCCUGGGCCCUGACUCUGCAGCCUGCUGUCGGCCAGUCAGGGAAAGGGCCGCCCCCUGACGCCUCCAAGGUGGGCGGGGCUGGAGAUGGACCUCUCCCCGGUCUGUUCCCCAGCAGAGAGACCCUCGAGUCCCUCAGGGACUGCUCUACGAGGUGUCUUCCUGCCACACCCAGGGGGGACGCACGGAUGGACAGCGUCUCCUGUCCCUCUGAAACUCCGCCAAAUCGCAAGCCCCCCCACCCGCCCCACCCCCCCAACCCGCCACCCACCCCCCCAUGCCACUCCCAUUUGUCCUGGGCCUGUCAGAAACUUCCCAGCACACCUUAACCCUUUCUCAGACAUUUCUCUUCACUUUGACUGAUGCAUGCACACCAAGCUGAGGGAAGGGACCCAGCCACCAAUAGGCCUUCAGGUCCCAGGUCGCCAGAUCAAGCCAGGUGGGGCUGGGUGGGACAUACAGUACGGCCCAUUAACCGGCCAAACUGGACUACGUCCGCCUGUGGCCCUGGAGCCAAGCUGCUGUCGACCCCGUACAAGACCAAAAGCACUCUUUACACACCUGCUUCCAUCCAGCAGAACUGUCUGGAAUGUCCUGCGGCUGCCCCGCCCCAUUUUCUGGUCAUCUGAUCACGAAGGUUUUCACUGUCAAAACUGGACAAAAACUGCAGAAAGCAAGGAAUCCCUCCAAUGAUAUCUUCUGCCACCUAGAUGUGGAUAAAGACUCCGGUAGUUAACUGCUACACAAAGUGUAUUCCAGUCCCUUUCUCUGUAUUUUUAUUUAAUUAGUAGAUAAUAUAUUAAUAAAAAUAGAUUUAUUUAAGGGGUUUGUAAUUGCUUUGAUUUGAAAUUCUGAAGUGAUUGUUGCCAUUAUCCUUGGUUUCCUUUUUGUUUUAUAAUGAUUUUUUUUAAUGCAAAGAAAGAUAGGAUCUGUUUGCUAUGCACAUUUGCUGUACAGAGUGAGUCUCUGUCUGCUAACUAGCAAAUAAAGAAAAUUUCAUCUGGA
Messenger RNA from Anguilla rostrata (American eel), 5499 nucleotides. Its product is annotated as nck-associated protein 5-like. The record is from RefSeq and is a predicted model, not a curated record. Lineage: Eukaryota; Metazoa; Chordata; Actinopteri; Anguilliformes; Anguillidae. The transcript has 12 exons. Gene Ontology annotation, cellular component: microtubule plus-end. Bases 56 to 4345 code for a protein of 1429 amino acids. Gene Ontology annotation, biological process: microtubule bundle formation; microtubule depolymerization.